AGCUGGAGGACUUUGGAUGGGUGAAGAUCUUGAAUGAGAAGUAGUGGAGAUCUUGCUGGGUGACAAAGCUAGAAGCAGCUGCUGGCAGAAGAAGCACGGAGAUCGUAUGACGGAUGACAAAUAAUUGGGAUCAGUAGUCGGGCACCCUUCCCUGUCCUCCAUCCAACAAGCUGCCACAUCAGAUUUGCUUAGAAAUGCCAUGCCGGGUGCUGUUGGUUUUGCUGCUGCUGUGUGCUGGAGUGCAGUGCCAGCUGAGAGGUUUGUUCCCUGCAAUCUUAAAUUUAGCCAGCAAAUCAGAAAUUUCCACCAAUGCCACCUGUGGUGAAAUGGGACCAGAAAUGUUCUGUAAACUUGUGGAACACGUGCCUGGGAGAAUAGUCCGAAACCCACAAUGUCGAAUCUGUGACCAGAACAGUGUUAAUUUAAAGGAACGUCAUCCAAUCACCAAUGCUAUUGAUGGAACAAAUGACUGGUGGCAAAGUCCCAGCAUACAGAAUGGCAGGCUAUAUCACUGGAUCACCAUCACCCUGGAUUUAAAACAAGUCUUUCAAGUUGCCUAUGUGAUCAUUAAAGCAGCAAAUUCCCCACGACCUGGAAAUUGGAUUUUAGAGCGUUCUCUUGAUGGAGUGGAGUUCAUGCCAUGGCAGUAUUAUGCAGUUAGUGACACAGACUGCCUGACUCGUUACAACGUCACACCAAGACUGGGGCCGCCAACAUACAAGAGAGAUGAUGAGGUCAUCUGUACAUCAUACUAUUCAAGGCUUGUGCCUCUGGAGCAUGGAGAGAUUCACACCUCACUGAUCAAUGGAAGACCAAGUGCUGAUGAUCCCUCCCCAACGUUGUUGGAUUUUACAUCUGCACGAUACAUCCGUCUUCGCUUGCAGCGCAUUAGAACUCUUAAUGCUGAUCUCAUGAUUCUAAGCCACAAGGAUUUAAGGGAUGUGGAUCCCAUUGUAACACGAAGAUAUUACUAUUCUCUCAAGGACGUAUCGGUUGGAGGAAUGUGCAUUUGCUAUGGGCACGCUCGCAGCUGUCCCUGGGAUGAAGUGACCCAGAAACUCCAGUGUCAGUGUGAACGAAACACUUGCGGUGAGAGCUGUAAUGAGUGUUGCCCUGGUUACCAUCAGAAUCCAUGGCGACCUGGCACCAUUUCGGUUGGCAAUAAAUGUGAGAAAUGUAAUUGCCAUAAUAAAGCAGAAGAUUGUUAUUAUGACCAAACCGUGGCGGAUCGGAACAUGAGCUUGAAUAUUAAUGAACAGUAUAUUGGAGGGGGAGUUUGUAUGAACUGCACUCAAUUUACAGCUGGAAUUAACUGUGAAUCAUGUAUAGAAGGUUAUUACAGGCCUCACAAGGUCUCCCCCUAUGAGGAAGCGCCAUGCUAUCCAUGUGAAUGUGAUCCAUUUGGUUCUUUUAGUCCUGUUUGUGUUGUUGAUGACAAGCAAGCUAUGCAAGGUUCUUUACCGGGUCAGUGCCAUUGUAAGGAAGGUUAUAUUGGAACAAAAUGUGACCAGUGUGCUUUUGGAUACAAAGGAUACCCUCACUGUGUACGUUGUAACUGCAGCCUUAUAGGAAGUGUGAAUGAUGACCCUUGUGCAGAUCAAUGUAUAUGUAAGGAACAUGUAGAAGGGGAGAACUGUGACAGAUGUAAGUCUGGAUUCUACAACCUGCAAGAGCGAAAUCCAGAGGGCUGCACUGAAUGUUUCUGCUUUGGUGUUUCUGGUGACUGUGAUGAACUCUUUUGGCAUACCACUCAGAUGUCUGAUAUCCAUGGCUGGCAUGUCAGUGACUUGCAUGGUUCUGAGAGAAUUUACCCACAACAAGACCUGUUCGAUGGUCCUCAUCAAAUAAGCAUCAACAACUCUGAGGCCAGGAAGACCUUGCACUCUAUCUAUUACUGGGAGGCACCAUCUUCAUACCUUGGAAAUAAACUAACAUCUUAUGGUGGAGUCUUAAGGUAUACAGUGUCCUAUGAUAUCCCUGUGGAGAGUUUAGAUGGGGAACUAGUUUACAAUGUGGACCUUGUUAUGCAGGGAAGCGGUAUCACCAUAGGCACAAAGACUGAAGGUUUACUUCUGCAGCCAUACGAAGAAUACACAGCUGAAAUAAAACUUCUUCCUGAAAACUUUCUGGACUUCUAUACAAAGAGACCCGUGGAUCGAGACAGGCUAAUGACUGUUCUAGCUAAUAUUAAUCGUCUGUGGAUACGAGCCAUCUACAACAAUGCCAAAAGUGCAGUCACCAGGUUAAGCUCAGUAACACUUGAUACAGCUACACCUAAUGUGAUUGACCUCCUGCCAGCUGUACAAGUGGAAAACUGUGAAUGUCCCCCUGGUUAUGCUGGCACAUCUUGUGAGUCUUGCAUUCCUGGUUACUAUAGAGUUGGUGGAACUCUCUUCGGUGGAAUUUGUCAGCCUUGUGAAUGUAAUGGCCAUGCAACAGACUGUGACAUCCAUGGUGCUUGUUAUGGCUGUCAGCACAAUACUACAGGUCCCCAUUGUGACCAGUGCCUUCCAGGAUUCUUUGGAGACCCAACUGCAGGAACACCCCAGGACUGUCAGCUCUGUGCUUGUCCUUUAACUGCACCUUCCAACAAUUUUAGCCCAACGUGUUAUUUGUCUGGAGAAGAGGACGUGAUAUGUGACCAGUGUGCGCCCGGUUAUACUGGACCACGUUGUGAAAGAUGUGCCAAUGGAUACUAUGGAAAUCCAUCAGUACUGGGAGGAUCCUGUGUCCGUUGUGAUUGUAAUGGCAAUAUAGACCCCUUUGAAGAUGGCCAUUGUGAUUCCGUGACAGGAGAGUGUUUGAAAUGUAUUGGAAACACAGCUGGGCCCUACUGUGAAAGAUGCGCUGAUGGCUUCCAUGGGGAUGCCAUUUUCGCGAAGAACUGUACCGCAUGUGAAUGUCACCCAAAUAGCUCUAUCUCCUCAAAUUGCCACCACGACACCGGCUUGUGUGACUGUAAACCACAUGUCUUUGGAGAAAAAUGUGAUCAAUGUGAGCCUGGGUUCUAUGGCUUGACAUCUGGCUUUGGCUGCUUGCCUUGUAACUGUAACUUAUUAGGGUCAGUUUCCGAAAUGUGUAAUGAUGCCGGUCAGUGCCCAUGUGUUAAUGGAGUGGCAGGACUUAAAUGUGACAUCUGUGCCCAUGGAUUUUACGGAUAUCAGGAUGGCGGCUGUAACUCUUGUGACUGUGAGCAUACACAGAAUAACUGCAACUCGCAGACCGGAGAGUGUAUCUGUCCCCCUCACACACACGGACCAAAGUGCGAAUUCUGCAAUGCCAACUACUGGGGCCACGAUCCUGAGCUUGGAUGUCUGGAAUGCAACUGCAGUACAUAUGGGUCUUCCAAUCUCCAGUGUGACCUCACUACUGGCCAGUGUCUGUGCAGGAAGGAGUUUGCCGGACAGACUUGCAAUACUUGUUUAUUUGGAUACAGAAAUUACCCCAGCUGCAUCUCCUGUGACUGUGAUGUAAAAGGAACCCAGUCGGCUUGGUGCGAUGAUAAACAGAAGAUGUGUAGCUGUGAAGAAGAAACUGGUAACUGUGCUUGUAAGGCCAAUGCGAUCGGUAGUUAUUGCAAUGAAUGUAAAGGUGGAACCUUUGCCCUGCAUGCUGAAAACCCACUUGGUUGUUCACCAUGUUUUUGUUCUGGAGUGUCUGAGCUAUGUGCAGAAGUUGAGGACUUUGUACGCAUUCCUAUCACCUUGGUUCCAAACCAGUCUUUGCUUCGUGUAGUUUCUCUGAAUGAUAUGAAUGGAACUAUAAAUGGUGUGUUCUCUGAGGCUGUUGACAUGUUACUAGAUGGAUCAGUGAUACGGCAACACUUUUUGUCAGAUACAUUUUAUUGGCAAUUACCUGCACAGUUCCUGGGUGAAAAGACAUUGGCAUAUGGUGGCCUUUUGAAGUAUGUUGUUACAUAUUAUGCACUGGGGGAGUCAGAUUUUGCACUGGGGGAGUCAGAUUUUGAACCCCACAUUAUAAUGAAAGGUGGACAUCUCCGGAAACAAGUUCUUUACAUGACCAAACCAAACCCAGCAAAUGGAGCGAGAACUGAGAUACAAGUCAGCUUCAAAGAGGAAGACUGGAAAUAUCACAAUUCUGUAUCUGAUGAGUCGGUUACAAGGAUGGAGUUCAUGUCGGUUCUAAGCAAACUUGAUUACAUACUUAUAAAAGCAUCAUAUGGCUAUGGAUUACAACAGAGCAGGAUAUCAAAUAUUUCGAUGGACAUUGCAGUGGAGGCAUCAGAAAUGCAUUCUGGGCGAGAAACAUCUCAUCUUAUAGAGAUCUGUGAAUGUCCCCCUGGCUAUACUGGCCUUUCAUGCCAGGAGUGCGCACCUGGCUACUACAGAGAGGAAGUGACAGAAUUUAAUGUACGAGGACCACAGCCUUUCAUUGCUCCAUGUGUACCUUGUCAGUGCAGUAACCACAGUGAAAUGUGUGAUGCAGAUACCGGAGAAUGUCUGGGAUGCAGAAAUAAUACUGCAGGACACCACUGUCAUGUCUGUGCAUCAGGUUACUAUGGCAAGGUGACGGGAUCAAUCUCUGAUUGCUCGCUGUGUGCCUGUCCCAAAGGAAACGUUAACAGUUUUAGCCCAACCUGUGUGCUUGAAGGUAUUGAUGAUUUCCGCUGUGAUGCCUGUCUUCCUGGAUAUGAGGGCAAGUACUGUGAAAGGUGUUCACUCGGUUAUUUCGGCAAUCCAAGUGAGUCAGAUGGCAGCUGCCAGUUAUGUGACUGCAAUCCAAGUGGCUCUUUGCAUAAUCACUGUGACAGGUUAACUGGUCAAUGUGCUUGUAAGCCUGGAGUGACUGGACGUCUUUGUGAUACAUGUGAAGUCAGGCAUAUCCUCCUGGAACAGCAAUGCAUAUCAUGUGAUGACGACUGCACAGGACCAUUACUAGAUGACCUGGAUGAUCUGCAUAGAACCAUAUUUUCUAUAAACUUCACUGGAGUUGUCACAGUUCCCCAUGGAUUCAUGUCACAUCUGGAAAAUAUGACAAUGCAUGUAAAGGAAUCUGUGUUUACAAUUUCUAACAAGACUCAGAACCUGGACCAAACAGUGAUGCACCUGAAUGUAGUAUCUGGAGACACCGUCCUGCUACAUGACAGAUUGUCACAGGUAAAGAAGCAUGGGUUCAUUGUACAUAAUUCCACCAUCAACACCCUGAACAAAAGCCAGGAACUAAUGGGAUUUAUUGACAAAAUGCAAACUACAAUUAAAGUACUUAUAGAAGUGGCAGAAAGUCUGAAUGAGACACUGGGCAGUGAUACCCAGCUGCCACUGAAUUACCAGGAAGAUGUUUCAUCCAAGCUGGAACAUAUAAGCACACGAAGCUUUAGUGAUCACGACAAGAAUGCUGUAGAAAUUGCUAAAACUUCAGAGCUCCAACUGUCCAGAGUUCAGAAGGAAUUUGGGAAGCCACAUGAGGACUUGGCAAAGUUGAAGAAAAGCCUUGAGAAUUCAGUAGCUCAGCACACCAGCAAAUUGCUUGCAGCCAAAGACUUCAUAUAUGAAUCUGCUUCAAACACUAAUAAUACCAACAACCUAUUGGUUAUCAUCCAAAACAAUAUAGAAGACUUCAGUGUAAAAAAGCUUAAUCUCCAGGAAAACAAGAACCGUUCUGUGAUGCUGAUAGAGGAGGGGCUUGGACUGGUUGAUGAGGCAGUGUUACUUGCAGAAGACACUAUUAAUGCCACAUCGGUGUUGGAGAUGCACCAAGAAGAGCUCAUCAUGUGGAAUACAAAGCUGAGACAUCAUGUAGAUGAGCUGGUUAUGCAGAUGUCUAAGCGAGAUGCUUUGGACUUAGUGUACAAAUCUGAAGAUCAUGCUGCUGAUCUUCUGAGGCUUUCAGGUUCUCUCAACAGUUCUCUUUCAGAGGUGCAUAAUACUUCAUUAAAUGCCACAAAUGCUAUACAAGCUCACUCUAGCAUAAAAAAGAUGAUCGAGCAGGCUGAAGUCCUGGCUGAGCAGUCAAACCAUACUGUUUCAGAGACUCUAAGAUUGGUAUCUGGACCAAAUGGAUCUUUAGAUAUUACAUCAAAGAAUUCCAAGAUGUUCAGCUCACAAUUGCUAAAUGAAUCCAAAAACUUAAGUCGCAACACAGAAGGUCUCGUCUCUCAUUUGAAUGGACUGAAGACAAAAGUGGAUGAGAUACAAAAACGUACCCAUGUGUUUACUGGCCAGAUAAAUGAGCAGCUGCGUUCUCUGAGAACCCUGCCGAAUGACACAAGUUCUAAACUUCAAGAGGCUAAAGAUCUAGCUUUGUCUGCAAAUGCCACUGCAGCUGGAACCCUGGGCCAUAUCGUGAAUUUCAGUCAUAAGCUGACAACUGCCACUUCUACAUUGUCCAGGGUGAAUGACACGUUGCAGAGAACUAAUGCACUUCUGGUUGACUCCUCAAAGGCUGCUGUAUCAGCAGAGAGCAGAAUUAAAGAGGUGGAGACACAAGCCAAUAUUCUAUUGGAUAGACUGAAACCAAUGAAGUUGCUAGAGGAGAAUCUAAGCAGAAAUCUAUCUGAAAUAAAGGAGCUGAUUAAUCAAGCACGGAAGCAAGCGGCAUCAAUUAAAGUUGCUGUUUCAGCAGACAGAGAUUGUGUGCGCUCUUACCAUCCAGAGAUUCGUUCAACAAACUUCAACACUCUGACAUUAAAUGUCAAGACAAGUGAGCCUGACAACCUUCUGUUUUAUAUGGGUAGUAAUAAUAAGGCUGACUUUAUGGCAGUAGAGAUGAGGCAGGGUAAAGUUUCAUUACUAUGGGACUUAGGCACUGGACCAACAAGACUUGAAGAUCCGGACAUACAAAUAAACAACAACAAAUGGCAUAAAAUACAUGCAACAAGGUUUGGUAGAUCAGGAACACUGACCGUAGAAGAAGUCGACAAUUCUCAGAAGACCUCAACCAAAUCUUCAUCAUCUCCAGGGAUCUCUUCCAUUCUAAAUGUAGAUAAUUCCACAUUAAUGUUUAUUGGAGGCAUUAGCGGUGGCUUACAGAAGUCACCGACACUGCAAACAACAGAUUUUAGGGGAUGUAUGGGAGAAGCAUUCUUGAAUGGCAGAUCCGUUGGUUUAUGGAACUAUAAUGAAAGACAGGGCAGAUGUGCUGGAUGCUAUGGAAGCCCCCAGGAUGAAGACACAUCUUUUUACUUUGAUGGCAGUGGUUAUUCUAUAGUGGAGAAGACUAUGCGAUCCACAACAACACAGAUAGUCAUACAUUUCCGGACAUUCUCAUCAAAUGGUCUCCUGCUUUAUCUUGCUUCUAAUGGAACGAGAGAUUUCUUGUCUCUGGAAAUAGUGGAUGGAAAGUUAAGAUUGUCGGUGGAACUUGGUUCAGGACCUUUGACAUUAACAACUGAUGGACGCUAUAAUGAUGGUAACUGGUAUAAAGUUGUUUUCAACCGGAACAAAAAGCAAGGUAUCCUAGCUGUUAUGGACUCCUAUAACUCCAGUCAACGAGAGACCAAACAGGGUGAGGCACCUGGUACAGCAUCAGACUUGAAUAGGUCAGACAAAGAUCCCAUAUACAUUGGUGGUCUUCCCAGGUCCAGAGUGGUAAGGAGACAACUAGUCAGCAGAACUUAUGUUGGCUGUAUAAGAAAUCUGGAAAUUUCACGAUCAAACUUUGACUUGCUAAGAAAUGCUUAUGGUGUGAGAAAAGGCUGUAAAUUAGAGCCUACACGCAGUAUUACUGUUCUUAACGAUGGCUAUGUAGAAAUGCAGCCUGUGUCCUUACUACCGGAGUCUGAGCUUAUGGUGUCGUUUUCCACUCUCAACGACACAGGGAUUAUCCUGGCUGGGUUUGGCAAGGCAACGGAGAAACGUAGUCGCAGGCAGGCCCAGCUGCCCUUUUUUGCUUUAAUGCUGGUAAACGGACAUGUUGAAUUACACAUUAAUCCUGUGGAUGGAGCAAGCACAAGAAAAACAGUCAUCAAAUCACCUACUGGGACGUAUAGUGAUGGCCAAGAACAUUCCAUUAUUCUCCUUCGUAACAAAAGGCUGGUGAGUGUGCAGGUUGAUGAAGGGAAACCAGCAGAGGUGAAACUCAAUGGUCCUUCUGUGGAUACGGCUGCCAUAAAUGCUUCUAGCUUUUUCAUUGGUGGAGUGCCUGGUAAAAUGGGCGCAACUAUGCUCAGGACAAGUCAAUCUUUCUACGGAUGCAUUCAGAAUUUGAUUUUAAAUAUGGAGCAAUUGGAUUUCACUAUGGUUAUUAAAUAUGAAAACGUACAAAUGGAUAGCUGCAUGCUAGCAGAAAAGCCUGCUAUCAACAAUGAGGAACCAGACGCACAACCGACGGCAUUACCGCUUGUCACAGAAAGGAAAUUAUCUCUGACCACACCCAUAGAGAAAUCCUAUAUCACUAAGGCAUUUGAGUGUGCACAGGAGGUGCUGCCCGGUCAUGUACCUGACGCUCACCAGUUUGGUCUCACUACAGGAAGCCAUAUGAUCUUGCCUUUCGACCCGUCUGCGGUCAGAAGAAAACUCUCUGUCCAGCUCACCCUAAGGACAUAUGCCACAAGCGGCCUCAUCUAUUAUAUGGCUCACCAAAAUCAGGUGGACUAUGCUGCACUACAGCUCUAUGAUGGAAAACUUCACUUUUUAUUUGAUAUGGGAAAAGGAAGGACUGAGACCAUCCACCCGGUUCAGAUCAAUGAUGGCAAAUGGCACACGAUUUCCACUGAAUACAUUAAAAGAAAAAGUACCGUUACUGUGGACGGUCAGGAAUCUACUUCAACCAGUUCUCCCGGGGAGAGCAACAGUCUAGAUGUGGAAGGCAAGCUGUAUCUAGGAGGACUGCCACCAAGCUAUAUGGCCAAAAACAUUGGAAAUGUAACCCACAGUAUCCCAGCAUGCAUCAGCAGUGUUUCUGUUAACAGCAAGCAGUUAAACAGAGAAGGAGCGCUUUCUAUUCAUGGUGUGAAUAAAUGUUACAUAUCAGCACAACAAGGAACCUACUUUGAUGGGACGGGAUUUGCCGCUUUAGUAAAAGAAGGUUACAAAGUACGAUCGGAUUUGAACAUAUCUCUAGAAUUCCGAACUACUGCCAGGAAUGGUGUUCUCUUGGGAAUUAGUAGCGCGAAAGUGGAUGCCAUUGGCCUGGAAAUUGUGAAUGGCAGGGUUCUGUUUCAUGUAAACAAUGGUGCUGGUAGAAUAACAGCAAUUUAUAAGCCAGAAGACACCAACUCUCUGUGUGAUGGCAAGUGGCACCAGAUUCAUGCCAAUAAGAUAAAGCACAAAAUCGUUCUCAUAGUAGAUGGAAACACAAUUCAGACUGACAGUCCUCACGUCCAAUCUACCUCUGCAGAUACAAAUAAUCCAGUUUAUGCUGGCGGCUUUCCAGCUGGCGUGAAGCAAAACUGUCUGACCAGCCAGACCUCAUUCCAUGGUUGUAUAAGGAACCUGAAACUGAUGAAGGGAACCCAGACUGAGGCCAACGACUUUAGCAAGGCAUUCGAAUUACGUGGAGUCUUCCCUCAUUCUUGUCCAGGAACCGAACUAUAAACAAAAGGCAUAUUGUCAGCUUCUCACCCCAUUCCUGAACACAAAGGGUAUAUUAAGCACAAGUGAUCUUAUCGCACAUGAGAUAAUUGAAAUGCACGCUGUGUCAGGCUUUCAGAUGUGGUGAUAUAACCCUGUGACAUAGCAAAGCAUUAAGCAAUUUCAUCUCAUGAGGUUUGAUAGUUAUUAUCCCUUAAAGCUGAACUCCAGACAGAACUAAAAGAAACAAAUGCAGCUCUAUGUUCAUUUAUUAAUCAAUAAAUGAAUAUAUUUUUUUAACACAGUUAGUGUAAGUAAUUGAACCUAAAUUGAUAUCAGCCUACUGCAAUCACCUAUACAUUAGCAUUCAGACUGAGGGACGGAUGGGUAGGAGUGCAAGUCAAUCAGAUGUGUUCUUUGCAAAUGUGCCAACCAGAAUACCCUUGGUAGUGAGCAAAGGAUGACCUCAUUGGUCUUUUGCUGCUCUUUACACUAUAGUGGGGGUCUUCAAACUUUCCAGUACGAGGGCCACAUUGUAUAUUUUACAAAUGUUCACGAGCGGAACAAAAAGUCAGUAUUAUAAAUAAAUUCAUUAGAAAUUAAUAUGUUUUACUUGAAUCUUUUCUGGAAUUCACAUGAUAUGAUUCAGAACAUAAGAGAAAUUAUUUCAGUAAAACAAAGCAAAAUCCCUUCUUAAAGCGGAUGUCCGCUGAAAACAAAAUAUUAAAAGCCAGCAGCUACAAA
Messenger RNA from Rana temporaria (common frog), 10214 nucleotides. RefSeq names its product laminin subunit alpha 1 (gene LAMA1). Bases 195 to 9494 code for a protein of 3099 amino acids. Gene Ontology annotation, cellular component: basement membrane. The record is from RefSeq and is a predicted model, not a curated record. Gene Ontology annotation, biological process: blood vessel morphogenesis; cell adhesion; camera-type eye development. The transcript has 63 exons. Gene Ontology annotation, molecular function: signaling receptor binding; extracellular matrix structural constituent. Lineage: Eukaryota; Metazoa; Chordata; Amphibia; Anura; Ranidae.